Messenger RNA from Fraxinus pennsylvanica, 768 nucleotides. The record is from the annotation of a GenBank genome assembly. Lineage: Eukaryota; Viridiplantae; Streptophyta; Magnoliopsida; Lamiales; Oleaceae.
AUGCACCUAUUAAAAGAAGCAAUUGAGAGAUUGACAGAGGAAGGGUUGCAUUGGAAGGGAGAAAAGUUGGGAGCGGUGAUGGAGGAAUUUAUACCAAUGAAGAGUGAUUUAGAACAACAUCAAGGAGCCAAAAUCUCAAAUGAUUGGAGUGAAAAGAAGGAUUGGAUGAGUUCAUUUCAGCUCUGGAGCACUCCUCUUCAGUUUGACAGUAAAUUUGAUACCAGAAAUCAAGAAUCUGAUUUGCACCCAAAAUCAAGUUGCCAAGAAGAGAAGGAGGUUUUGUGUAAUUUAAAGAACAGAGCAGGGGAUUCUGCAUCAUUCGACAUACCAGUGAAGAAAGAGAGAGAAUUUAUCCCAGUUGAAGGCCUCUCGCCGUCUAUACCUGUGGCUAAAGUGGGAUCAUUUGAUUUGAGUUCAAAAAGUCAUUUUGGUCAUGGGAGGUCACUACUGCAACAGAGAAAACAGAGGCGCUGUUGGUCACCAGAAUUGCACAAGAGUUUUGUCAAUGCACUUCAUCAGCUUGGUGGAGAACAUGCAGCCACGCCCAAGCAGAUAAGAGAAUUUAUGAAUGUGGAUGGCCUUACUAAUGAUGAAAUCAAAAGCCAUUUGCAGAAACACAGGCUUCAUAUCAGAAAGCUUUCAACUUCAUCAGCCAGUCCAUCCAAUUGCUCCCGGUUGACAAAAGAUCAAUACGGAGAUUUUUCCAAGGAAACUGAUGUGAAUUAUGGAUCCCCACAAUGCCCUUUGCUCCCGGGAGGAUCUGUAUAG